Closterium sp. Yama58-4 is the source of this 753-nucleotide messenger RNA. NCBI's taxonomy places the organism in Eukaryota, Viridiplantae, Streptophyta, Zygnematophyceae, Desmidiales, Closteriaceae. The record is from the annotation of a GenBank genome assembly.
AUGGCUCAUUGGUCGCUCCCCGCUGUUGAACCCUUUCCCUGCGCUCUUCAAGGGUCCGCGCACUCCCGCAGCGCGGUCCGAAAGCGCGCCGAGUCCCGUCGUCGCGACAGCUACUACCCGUCGCGCGUUGCUCUGCUCGCCUCGUUCCUCCUGCUUCGUCUCCCCACUUCCUUCGCCGUCCUCAUUGACUCCUCACAAGUCCCCCCGCUGCUGGAGAUGCAGGCGGGGUGGGGGGUGAGCCUCAACGAGUGGCGCGCCAAUGGCAACUGUGAUGCUGCCACGGGGCUGGCAUGUGACGAUGGCGGGUUUGUUGUGAGCAUGACUCUCACAGCGGAGCAAGUGCCGGCGGGGCUGCCAGGACCCUUCCCCACGGCCAUUGGCAGUCUUACCCACCUCACUGAACUCUCACUGACAGACAGCAUGCUCACGGGCUCCAUUCCUGCCUUCCUCUCCGCACUCACACAGCUCACAGAGCUGGCCAUGUAUAACGGUGCCUUCAAUGGGGUCAUACCUGAUACAAUCACAUCCCUCACUGCCCUGCAACGCCUCCCAGCAGCGCCUGCAUUGUUUUUCACACUUUCAGGUGCCGUUACAGAUGUGGGUACACCUUUGUUUCUUCCCCUGUCUCUCCUCCCCUUUCUCUCGUCCCCUGAAUCUCUUCCCAUGCACCCCUACAGCAUGUUAGCUCACAACAACUUCACAGGCAGCAUUCCCAGCGGCCUCAGUGCACUCAACAGCCUCGAGUACCUGUGA